Acanthosepion pharaonis is the source of this 828-nucleotide messenger RNA. NCBI's taxonomy places the organism in Eukaryota, Metazoa, Mollusca, Cephalopoda, Sepiida, Sepiidae. The record is from the annotation of a GenBank genome assembly.
AUGAACUUUCGGGCAAUAAUCCGAUCUGCUAUCAGAAAAGAACACCUCUCUCUUUUAUCCCUCCUCUCUCUCUCUCUCUCUUUUAUCCCCCUCUUUCGCUCUCUCUCUCAUUUGUCCCUCUUCUCUCGCUCUUUCUAUAUUUUAUCCCUCCUCUCUCUCUCUCUCUCUCUCUCUUUUAUCCCUCCUCUCUCGCUCUCUCUCUCUCUCUUUUAUCCCUCCUCUCUCUUUUUUUAUCCCUCCUCUCUCUCUCUUUUAUCCCUCUCUCUCUCUCUCUUUUAUCCCUCCUCUCUCGCUCUUUCUAUCUUUUUUAUCCCUCCUCUCGCUCUUUCUAUCUUUUUUUCCCUCCUCUCUCGCUCUUUCUAUCUUUUAUCCCUCCUCUCUCUCUCUCUUUCUAUCUUUUCCCUCCUCUCGCUCUUUCUAUCUUUUAUCCCUCCUCUCUCGCUCUUUCUAUCUUUUAUCCCUCCUCUCUCGCUCUUUCUAUCUUUUAUCCCUCCUCUCUCGCUCUUUCUAUCUUUUAUCCCUCCUCUCUCGCUCUUUCUAUCUUUUAUCCCUCCUCUCUCGCUCACUCUUUUAUCUCUCUUCUUUCUCUUAUUUCCUUAUCUCCCUCCUUUCUUUCAUCCUCUCUCUCUCUCUCUUUCCAUUCGUUACUACUAUCUCUGUUUCUUUCCUCUUCUCUAUCCCUUCUCCCUCCACUCAUCUCCUUUUUUCUCUUCUCCUUACUUUCCCUUCUUUGCUCUUCGCCCUUCUUUCCCCCUUCUCACUCUUCUUUCUUUCCCUCCUCUCCAGUCUCUUUUCUCUCUUCUCUUUUUUCUUCCUUCUCUCUCAUAA